Dermatophagoides pteronyssinus (European house dust mite) is the source of this 1975-nucleotide messenger RNA. It is a transcript of the gene Top1, whose product is annotated as DNA topoisomerase 1. Lineage: Eukaryota; Metazoa; Arthropoda; Arachnida; Sarcoptiformes; Pyroglyphidae. Gene Ontology annotation, biological process: chromosome segregation; DNA replication; DNA topological change. Gene Ontology annotation, molecular function: DNA topoisomerase type I (single strand cut, ATP-independent) activity; DNA binding. The record is from RefSeq and is a predicted model, not a curated record. Gene Ontology annotation, cellular component: chromosome; nucleolus.
AAAAGAUGAAAAAAAUAAAAUAAAAGAUAAAAAAUCUAAAAUUAAAGAAGAAUCAAAACCAAAUGAUAAUAAUCAAAAAGUUGAUAAAAAACGUAAAAAGAAACAAGAAGAUGAAGAAGAACAUAUUUGGAAAUGGUGGGAAGAAGAAAGUCCUGGUGAAGGUAUUAAAUGGAAAACAUUAGAACAUAAUGGCCCAGUAUUUCCACCUGAUUAUGAACCAUUACCGAAAAAAAUUCGAUUCUAUUAUGAUGGUAAACAUUUAGAAUUAUCACCUGAAGCUGAAGAAGUAGCCGGUUUUUAUGCAAGAAUGUUAGAACAUGAUUAUACAUCAAAAGAUAUAUUUAAUAAAAAUUUUUUCAAAGAUUGGCGUAAAACAAUGAAUGAAAAAGAACGUGAAUUAAUAAUCGAUUUGAAAAAAUGUAAUUUUCAUGAAUUAAAUGAAUAUUUUAAACAACAAUCCGAAUUACGUAAACAAAUGACAAAGGAAGAAAAAUUAGAAAUUAAAAAGAAAAAUGAAGAAGCUGUUAAUAAAUAUGGUUAUUGUAUUGUUGAUGGUCAUAAACAAAAAAUUGGUAAUUUUCGUAUUGAACCACCGGGUUUAUUUCGUGGUCGUGGUGAACAUCCUAAAAUGGGUAAACUGAAAAAACGUGUACAACCGGAAGAUAUUAUUAUAAAUAUUGGUGAAAAAGCUAAAGUACCUGCACCACCGGCCGGUCAUAAAUGGAAAGAAAUAAGACAUGAUAAUACUGUUACAUGGUUAGCAUCAUGGACAGAAAAUAUAAUGGGUAAUGUUAAAUAUAUAAUGCUAAAUCCAUCAUCCAAAUUGAAAAGUAUAAAAGAUUGGCAAAAAUAUGAAAAAGCAAGAGAAUUGAAAAAAUAUGUUGAUAAAAUACGUUCAGAUUAUCGUAAUGAUUUUAAAUCACGUGAAAUGAUGCGUAGACAACGUGCUGUUGCAUUAUAUUUUAUCGAUAAAUUAGCCCUUAGAGCGGGUAAUGAAAAAGAAGAAGGUGAAACAGCCGAUACUGUUGGUUGUUGUUCAUUACGUGUUGAACAUAUUACAUUACAUGCAGAAAAAGAUGGUAAACAAUAUGUUGUUGAUUUUGAUUUUCUUGGUAAAGAUUCUAUACGUUAUGUUAAUUCGGUUUCGGUGGAAAAACGUGUAUUUAAAAAUUUAAAACAUUUUAUUGCUGAUAAAUUUCCGGGUGAUGAUCUAUUUGAUCGUCUUAAUACAUCAAGUUUAAAUAAGUAUUUAAAUUCUUUGAUGGAUGGCCUAACGGCAAAAGUAUUCCGUACAUAUAAUGCAUCAAAUACUCUACAAAAACAAUUAAAUGAAUUAACCAAACCUGAUAUGUCAAUGCCGGAAAAAUUAUUGGCUUAUAAUCGGGCAAAUCGUGCCGUUGCAUUACUUUGUAAUCAUCAAAAAUCUAUUUCAAAAACACACGAUAAACAAAUGGAAAAUCUUAAUAGUAAAAUUAAGGAUAAAAAAACACAGAUUAAAGAACUGAAAAAACAAUAUAAAGAAACGAAAAAAGAAUCGGGUGCAAAAGAAAAAUAUGAAAAAAAAUUACAAACAUUAAAAGAACAAUUGAAAAGAUUGGAAGUUGCUAAAGUUGAUAAAGAAGAAAAUAAACAAAUUGCAUUGGGCACUUCAAAAUUAAACUAUCUUGAUCCACGUAUCAGUGUUGCAUGGUGCAAAAAAUAUGAUGUUCCAAUCGAAAAAGUUUAUAAUAAAACACAACGUGAUAAAUUUCGUUGGGCUAUCGAAAUGGUUGGUCCUGAAUAUCAAUUCUAAUUGCAAAAAAAAAAUCAAUAAUUGGUAAAUGAUGAUAAUAAUAAUGCUGCAUAUCGUUCAAAUGUUCAAUAUUUUUAGUGUGUGUUUUUUUUCUGUUUGGACAAAACAAAAUCAUCGAAAGAAUUAUUUUUAUUUCAAUCAAUUGAGAAUCCAAUGGAAAAAAAACUAUUGAUCGCGACCACC